CCUGCGCCUCUGGGACAAAGGUUCAGUGGAAACAAUGGAGAUGGAAUGAAAGGAAAGGGUGUAGUGGAGAGAGGAAAUGUCUCAUUGUGCUGCUCUGCUAUGUGCAGUAAGAAUACCAAAAUCAGUCUUUGGUCCUGUAGCUAUACGGAAACACACACACAGCUUACUUCACAGCAAGAGGGCCGGGGCAGGAAGGAAAUGGGGAGAGACAGACACAGAGAAAGAGACGUAGAGAGAGAGAGACAUGGAGGGGAAAACAGCAGAUUAGGGUCACUGGGGUUUUCCACUGUGUAGGAUUAGAAAAGACAUGAGAAGUAGGUAAGGCAGACUGAGAAGGGGAAACACAUCUGUAGUCACAGACAGUUCAGACUGCAGAAAGAGAGCAGAGAUAGUCAGAAAAAGAGAAAGAGUAAAGAGAUUACACCUUGAGUGACACUCCUUGAGCUAAUAAUUAAAUAGCUGUAAUUUCAAGGGUUAUGAGCAGGUUUCAAGGAGGAGUAUAGAGGAAGAUUGUCAUUGUAGUCUUCAACUUAGAUAUUUUACACACAGGUGGAGGACUGUAAUCGAAUGGGCAACAAUUGGCUAAUAUGAAUUGCACAAGUGAGGAUAAGUACACCCGAGAGGAUGGGAGAUGCUGUGAUCGCUGUGCUGCAGGACAGUACAUUAUAUCUGAGUGUGAUCAAACGAAGAUCACCAAAUGUGCCGGAUGCAAACAUGGCACUUACACAGCCACAAAAAACCACAUCAAGAAAUGUCUUGUCUGCAAGGACUGCAGUUCCAUUAACAAUCAGAGGAAAGUAAAGAACUGUACAGCUCGAGAGGAUACGGUGUGUGAGUGUGUGAAGGGUUUGUACUGUGAUGAUGAUCGGUGUGACCACUGCAAGCAACUGACCCACUGCCCUCUGGGUGAAGGGGUCAAGGUUCAAGCCACUCGCACUAAUGACACGAUCUGUGCUCCGUGUCAAGACAGGACCUACAGCAACGUAUCUGAUUUCCACUCGGCCUGUAAAACACAUACAAGAUGUGAGGACAUUGGAAGAGAGGUGAAAACUCCCGGAACCCCAAGAACUGAUGCCAUCUGUGGCAACUUCAAAUCUAAUUGUCCCUGGAUGUUACCCACAGGCCUGUGGUCAGGACUCUUGUUGACCGCACUCAUCCUGUUUGGCGUAAUCUGCUGGAGGUCAAAACGCAAGUCAUACAAAGCAGCAGACCCCAGUGUGGCUGUCUCUCUGGUUGAAAUGGUACCAGCAGCACCAGUGACUCAGCUGGAUCUGUCUCUACCGAUCAAAGAGCUGGACGGUCACUGCCAAGAGACCUGCGUCAUGGAGGGCUGCAAAAUACCACUUUUUAACCCAGAUGAUAGCGUGGUCAUUUGCGACACACAAGAGCACUUGGACAACAGCGCUCCUAUAAUUCCACUGAAGGUCUCGGUUUCGUUCAUUGAAUCCAACCACAUCAAUGGAAGUGCUGCAUAUCGCACUGGAAGCUUUCAAAGGACCUACUCAGAGCCACAGGAGGACGAGUGGUGUGGGACAUAAUCAAGUAAAUAUUGUUGCAACAGUAUGAUGAUGGAGCUCACAGUCCCUCUGCAGCUUGGAGAGGCUGCAAUUAGUUUUCAAACCUUAAACUGGAACUAUUUAAACCAAAAAAAAACAGUAGGUUUUCUCUCUUUCUGAAGAGUUUAAGGUGGCUGACGGUUUGCUGCCCCCUGCAGGACUUUAACGAGAAGUUCAGCUCAAGUGAUGUGAUAUUUCUGUGAUGCAUUUACAAUGAACAAAAACAUGUUCUUUUUAAAUCCCUGUGCAGCUCUUUACUUGAGUCAGUCCCUUUGAUGAGAACUAGUGUUAGAUAGGAGCUAUAUGUUUAUUACUUUAGUCAUAUCCGAUGAAAAAGCCCAAACCCCAAUGAAUGCAUCCUUCUAACAAGUAUGUCUGUGGUUUUAUACACCUUCUUACGAACAAAUGGGAUUGUGCCACAGGGAGUUGAGAGACUGAUCUACCUAAAAUUGGUCUUUUCAUGGGAUUAGUUUAAUUAUUUCCUGGCUUUACCUUUAUUGUGAAUGGUGUGUUUUGUAAUUAUAAUUUAAAGGAUAUCGAAUUCAACAUAUUGUUCAAACCUCAGCGUCUAAUUCAGGUCCAGAAUUGUAAACUUUUAAAGUAUACUGUAAUGCAGAUUUUGACUAUUGAAUUUCAGUAUUUAUAUAAAUAUAAACAUUUUUUUAAAAAGUGCAG
This is a messenger RNA of Anoplopoma fimbria (sablefish), 2231 nucleotides long. Its product is annotated as tumor necrosis factor receptor superfamily member 5. Gene Ontology annotation, cellular component: external side of plasma membrane; CD40 receptor complex. The coding region runs from base 588 to 1538 and encodes 316 amino acids. The record is from RefSeq and is a predicted model, not a curated record. The transcript has 8 exons. NCBI's taxonomy places the organism in Eukaryota, Metazoa, Chordata, Actinopteri, Perciformes, Anoplopomatidae. Gene Ontology annotation, biological process: B cell activation; CD40 signaling pathway; positive regulation of B cell proliferation. Gene Ontology annotation, molecular function: antigen binding; CD154 receptor binding.